CCCGCAGGAACCGCCUCUAAGCCGUCUUGAAGAAAAGUGUCCCGUAACGGGAGGCGGCUGCAGAGUUUGGUCCCAGAGGGCGGCGGGAGCCCGGCGAGUUCCAGGGAGAGCGGCCGCGGCGAAGAAGCCGCCAGGCCAGGCCAGGCGAGGCAGCGGCAGGGGCGGCCAAGGCAGCAGCGGCGGCGCCUCCUCUGUCAAUCAGGCGGACUUCCCUCCCGCACGCCCUGCGCUUCCCAGCCCGCCGCGUCCUGGAGUCUCUCGCUGCGCUGCCUUCGCCGAGGAGAGCUGCCGCUUGCUGAGCGCCGGAGGAGAGCGGGGUGGAUGCGCCAGGGCGAGGAGGCGGAGGACGACGACCAGGAGGAGCACGACCAGCGCCCGGGCUGCUGAGGGCUUCUCCCGCCGCGCCGCCGGGCAAGAGAGGGCGGUGCCGGCUGCCCUCCAAUGUGGCCGGAGCCCCCUGCCGGGAACUUUAAGGCUGGCUCCAAAAGCCGGGCUCCGGCUGCGCGCCGCCUGCCAUGGGUCCUCCCGCCGCCCUCGCCUCGCUCCUCGCCGUCGGCUGCUGGGCGCUCCUCCUGGCCCCCGGGGCCCCGCAGAGUCCCCCGCCGCAGAGAGAUGUUAUUUGGGGCAGUUUAGAAGAGUACAGCCUUGUCAUUCCGACUAGCACCGACUCCGAGGGCAGGUUUCUGUCCCAUGUGGUGUCCGGUGUCUCGACCAAGCGCUUCCGAAGGGACACAGCAGAUCUUCCGCACCAAAGUGGGGACGGGCAGGUUUUCUACAAUGUCACUGUUUUCGGAAGAGAGUUUCACUUCAGGCUGAGACCCAACUCUAGGCUGGUGGCUCCAGGAGCGACAGUGGAAUGGCAAGAGGAUUCGAACCUGACUUACACAGAGCCGCUCUCUGGGAAUUGUCUCUAUGUGGGAGAUAUCACUGACCUGCCGAAUGCUUCUGUGGCCAUCAGUAAUUGUGAUGGGCUGGCUGGCAUGAUUCGCACCGACAAGGACGAGUUUUUCAUUGAACCUCUUCAGAAGGGGAAACAGGAGGAGGAGGAAGGUAGGACCCACGUGGUGUAUCGCAGGGCAGCAGUUGCCAAGAAAACGCUCCCCAGUGAGCCCCCAGAUAUCCAGCAUCGAGAGGCUGAUUUCAGCAACCUAGACAGCAUGUUGAACCUGUUGAAGGAUGAGGUUGAUAACACACGAAGGAAGAGAAGAUAUCCAAGGCAUGCCACGGAUGAUGAUUACAACAUUGAAGUACUUCUAGGUGUCGAUGACUCCGUCGUACAAUUCCAUGGGAAAGAACAUGUUCAGAAAUAUCUUUUGACCCUGAUGAACAUUGUUAAUGAAAUCUACCAUGAUGAAUCCUUAGGUGCCCACAUUAAUGUUGUUUUGGUGAGAAUCAUCAUGCUGAGCUAUGGGAAAUCCAUGAGUUUAAUUGAGAUCGGUAACCCUUCUCAGAGUUUAGAGAAUGUGUGUCGGUGGGCAUACCUACAACAGAAACCUGACACUGGGCAUGCAGAAUAUCAUGAUCACGCAAUUUUUCUGACAAGGCAGGAUUUUGGCCCCUCUGGGAUGCAAGGCUAUGCUCCCGUUACUGGCAUGUGUCAUCCAGUGCGAAGCUGCACUCUUAACCAUGAAGAUGGCUUCUCCUCAGCAUUUGUUGUAGCUCAUGAAACUGGGCAUGUAUUAGGCAUGGAACAUGAUGGUCAAGGGAACAGAUGUGGAGAUGAAGUCCGGAUGGGAAGCAUAAUGGCCCCUCUUGUGCAGGCUGCGUUCCAUCGUUUCCACUGGUCUCGAUGUAGCCAGCAAGAGCUGAACCGUUAUUUGCAUUCCUACGAUUGUUUGCGUGACGAUCCCUUUGACCACGACUGGCCUUCCCUUCCUCAGCUGCCAGGAAUCCACUACUCCAUGAACGAGCAGUGCCGCUUUGAUUUUGGUUUGGGAUACAUGAUGUGCACAGCUUUCCGCACCUUUGAUCCCUGCAAACAACUGUGGUGUAGCCAUCCUGAUAACCCUUAUUUUUGCAAAACGAAGAAAGGACCUCCAUUAGAUGGAACUAUGUGUGCUCCUGGAAAGCAUUGUUUCAAAGGUCACUGUAUCUGGUUAACUCCAGAUAUCUUGAAGCAAGAUGGAAACUGGGGGUCAUGGAGUAAAUUUGGUUCUUGUUCAAGAACUUGUGGGACCGGAGUGAAAUACAGGACCCGGCAGUGUGAUAAUCCACACCCAGCUAACGGAGGCCGCACAUGUUUCGGGCCAAGCUAUGAAUUCCAGCUCUGCAGCACACAAGAUUGUCCUAAAGAUUAUGAAGAUUUCAGGGAGGAGCAGUGUAGACAGUGGGAUCCUUAUUUUGAAUAUCAGAACACGAAACACCACUGGCUUCCAUAUGAACAUACUGAGGCUAAAGAAAGGUGCCACCUCUACUGUGAGUCAAAGGAAACUAGUGACGUUGUGUAUAUGAAGAGGCUUGUACAUGAUGGAACCCGGUGUUCAUAUAAGGAUUCACAUAGCAUCUGUGUACGAGGAGAGUGCCUGAAAGUCGGUUGUGACAAAGUGAUUGGUUCCUCAAAGCAAGAGGACAAGUGCGGAGUGUGUGGUGGAGACAAUAGUCAUUGCAAAGUGGUGAAAGGCACAUUCUCCAGAGUACCAAAGAAACAAGGUUACAUUAAGAUGUUUGAGAUCCCAUCAGGUGCAAGGCAUUUGCUCAUACAAGAGUCUGAGGCUACUGUUCAUAAUCUUGCUAUCAAGAACAGAGAUACGGGGAAAUUUAUUUUAAAUGAAGACAACUAUGUGCCAGAUUCUAAAGUGUUUGUCAACAUGGGUGUGGAAUGGGAGUAUCGGAAUGAUGACGAUAGGGAAAUGGUGCAAACGAUGGGCCCGUUACGCAGUGGAAUCGCCGUUCUGGCAAUUCCUCAUGGUAAUGUCAAAAUUUCACUGACAUACAAGUACAUGAUCCAUGAAGACUCUUUGAAUGUUGAUAACAACAACGUUUUACAAGAUUCGGUAACGUACGAGUGGGCUUUGAAAAAAUGGUCGCAGUGUUCCAAACCUUGUGGAGGAGGUUAUCAGUUUACAAAAUAUGGUUGCCGGAGGAAGACUGACCACAAGAUGGUUCAUCGCAGUUACUGUGACUCCAUCCAGAAGCUAAAGCCCAUUCGGCGAGUGUGCAAUCUGCAGGAAUGUUCUCAGCCAAUAUGGGUUACUGGUGACUGGGAACCAUGCAGCAAAAGUUGUGGGAAAUCAGGCUAUCAGGUGCGUUCAGUCCGGUGUAUCCAGCCGCUGCAUGACAACACAAACCGCUCGGUUCAUACCAAAUAUUGCAGCAGCAAUCGUCCUGAGGGCAGGAGGGCUUGCAACCGGGAACUUUGCCCUGCACAAUGGCGGAUAGGUCCCUGGUCACAGUGUUCCGUAACCUGUGGCAAUGGCACACAAGACAGACAGGUUCUGUGCAGGACAAGAGAAAAUGUUAUUGGUUUUUGCAGAGAAGAGAAGCCGGAGACAACAAGGUCAUGCAGGCUACCUUUAUGUCCUAAAAAUUCAUCAGAUACGUCGAAGAAAACAUACAUGAUACAGUGGCUAUCACGACCAGACCCAGAGUAUCCUAUCCAGAAGAUCUCUUCAACAGAACAUUGCCAAGGAGACAAGUCAAUGUUUUGUCGCAUGGAGGUUCUCUAUCAAUACUGUGCAAUUCCUGGUUAUAAAAAACUGUGUUGCAGGUCGUGUAACAUGUACAGUAACAAAACAGAAAAUGGAAACUCAACAGAAUCCAACCAUAAUAAAGUUAAUGAUAUUGAAGAAGACACCACUCCUACACUUACUACACCUGUUGAAGUUCAUAUCCCACAUACCACUUCAGGUCCGCCAGCUGUUCCUAAAGUGACCGUCAGCAGUCCCAAUGCAACAAUAGAUCAGCCAGAAGGUAACGCAGUGGACGUUCCAUAUAAAAUUCACGGGAUGGAAAAUGAAGUCCCACACCACAACAUCAUCUUGAGAAGGAGACCACCAUAUGAAAGGACAAAGAACCAAAGAAUCCAGGAGCUGAUUGCUGAAAAAAGGAAACAAGAGAUGCUCAGGAAAUUACACUGAAAUGGAAAUAUAACAGCACAUUUUUCCCUCUCUUAUAGAGAUGUUACCAAUACUGCAGUAAUGCCCAUGUUAUCAUAGAGGCUACAGAUAAAUAGUGGUGCUAUGGCAGAAAUGCCAGUUGCUCUUGCCUGCAAUAAAUGGAAAUUUAGGGUUAUUUAAUUAAGGUUAAUAUAAAUGUUUAAAUAAUGGCUAGCUGCAAAAACUAGUGCAAUAUCUUCAUAGAUUCAAGUGCUCAUAUCUAGCCAAGGGCAGCGAGGAUCUUAUUUCUUGUGGUUUGUCUUGCUCCCUUCAUGUGUAUUUUUGACUUCAAUGGAAUGUUAUUGGGAUAUGCUCAGCAUCGUUGACAAGAGGUUUCAAUAGCUUAUCUCUUAAGUCUCAAUGCUGUUUGGAGACUUAUAGGAUAACCAACAGAACCUCAGCUUCAAGGAAGCAUGCACCUGCUUUUUUAAACACUCAAAUCCUUAAUAUACUUAUUUGGAAAUAAGCCCAAUUGCUUUCAGUGGAACUUAUCUCAGAAUCCCUGUGCCAGAAUCCAGGGUGCCAAUCUUACCUAUCUU
Molecule: messenger RNA, 4633 nt
Organism: Pogona vitticeps (central bearded dragon)
Lineage: Eukaryota; Metazoa; Chordata; Lepidosauria; Squamata; Agamidae
Gene: ADAMTS2
Product: ADAM metallopeptidase with thrombospondin type 1 motif 2
Biological process (GO): extracellular matrix organization; proteolysis
Molecular function (GO): metalloendopeptidase activity; zinc ion binding
Source: RefSeq, a predicted model, not a curated record